This is a messenger RNA of Cylicocyclus nassatus, 390 nucleotides long. The record is from the annotation of a GenBank genome assembly. NCBI's taxonomy places the organism in Eukaryota, Metazoa, Nematoda, Chromadorea, Rhabditida, Strongylidae.
AUGCUCUUCACUAUGAAAGUUGUGGGACAUGUUCUGAUUUGGAUAGGAUCGCUAACGUUCGCUAUAAUUCCUUGGGUGCAUAGAGGAAGCAUUAUAGAAAAAUACAGAUUUGAAUCUGAUUAUCCGACGUCGCCGCUGUCAGACUACAAAUGCCACGUUUUAAAAUGGGGUGAAUGGUCUGAAUGCAGAACAAAUGAUGAAGGAGAUAUUACAAAAAGGCGCGAACUGUUUGGGCCUUGCUUGAAAAAAAAGUACUUCGAUGAAGCGCCGUGUAUAUGCUCAGUGAAUGAUUGUCCAUCCAUCGAGCUUUUUGAGAAUCUUAGCACAGAAAACUGUACAUGGGCUGAUGAGGAGGUGUGCACAGCCAUUACCGGUACUUCUGUGGAAUAG